AUGUUGAGUUUUUCCGUACUUUCCCGGGCAAUUUUAAAAAGACCAGCUUUGAGUUACUCUCGAUUGGUUAAUCAAACUUUUCAUGCAAGAGAUCUUUUCGGUGGUCAUAAAUAUUCCGUUGUAUUAAAUAAAACUGAAGAUAGUCCGUUCUUGUUAUAUAUGGAAAAUGCUGCGCAACAUGCAAGUGCAUUGUUUAGUGAUGCGACAAGUGAACAGUUACUUCAUGCUGGCUCAACACUAAUUGCUGAUGCUCUUUUACGUCUUUCCAUAAAAAUCACGACAGAUGUAGUGAUACCAUCCCUUACACCAGGGUACUUUAUUUUUCAAUAUGAUCGAAUGCCGUGGGAUAUGGAAGGUAUGCGCUUCAAUGAACCAUUCGGCAAUAAACCAAAACUACUGCUCAAGCAGAUCAGCAAACAUGGGCUUUUACCAGAGGUUUCAAGUGAAUUACUUCCUGUUGAGAUUCGAACACGAGCAGAACAUUUGCAUGGUUUUGAUGAUGAAAUUUAUUUUAAGAGACUUGAAACUUCGAGACUUGGCAAAGCUUUACUUUACAUUCCAGUAUGUGAGACGACAAUGGAUAUUGGAAAAAGUUUGGCACUUGCAAUGCCGGAAGAGCCAGUUGUGAUCGUCGCACGACAACAAACCAAAGGAAAGGGUCGAUCAGGAAAUCAAUGGCUUAGUCCAGUUGGAUGCGCAAUGUUUACAUUUAAUUACAUGUUAUCAUCCGGAUCCUCUCUUAGUAAUAAUGUUGGCAUUAUUCAGCAUAUUUUCUGUGUUGCAAUUGUCAGUGGCAUUUGCUCACUUCGGAAAGAAUUAGAGAAUUUUCCGUUGAAAAUUAAAUGGCCAAAUGAUAUUUACUAUGGUCGAACAUGUAAAGUGGGUGGUUUAAUUGUGAAUGCAACAACAAUUAAUGAUAAAACCAUUUGUACAAUUGGUUCUGGAUUGAAUUUGUCGAACAGUAAACCGACUACCUGUAUUAAUGAUCUUUUACCUGCCGAUUUAAGGAUACGGCAAGAGGAUUACAUUGCCAAUACUCUGAACAAAUUUCAAUAUUAUGUCGAUUUAUAUGAAAAUGAGGGUGAGAAUGCAUUUUUCAAGCAUUACUAUCGAUUUUGGCUGCACAGUCGAGAAGAAGUAACUCUAUCGGAUACUAAUGAAAAGGCUGUAAUUCGUGGACUGGAUCGUCAUGGUUUUUUGAAAGUCCGUAGUCGUCAAAGUGGAAAAAUAAUGGUCAUACAUCCGGAUGGUAACACAUUUGACAUGAUGAAAGGUCUUAUCGCGGCUAAAAAUGUUUGAUAUUAAAUUCCAAUGUUCUUUCUUUCUACUAAGCUGUUGUGACUUUCUUUUAAUGGAAUAAUACUAAAAACGACAUUCCAAAGACCAUCAUCCAAAUCUCUUGAAGUCUGAUUCCAAUCAGAACUUCCAUAACAG
Loa loa (African eye worm) is the source of this 1434-nucleotide messenger RNA. Its product is annotated as biotin protein ligase 1. Gene Ontology annotation, cellular component: cytoplasm. The transcript has 11 exons. Gene Ontology annotation, biological process: protein modification process. Gene Ontology annotation, molecular function: biotin--[biotin carboxyl-carrier protein] ligase activity. The record is from RefSeq and is a predicted model, not a curated record. NCBI's taxonomy places the organism in Eukaryota, Metazoa, Nematoda, Chromadorea, Rhabditida, Onchocercidae. Bases 1 to 1299 code for a protein of 432 amino acids.